Molecule: messenger RNA, 549 nt
Organism: Paramecium tetraurelia
Lineage: Eukaryota; Ciliophora; Oligohymenophorea; Peniculida; Parameciidae
Exons: 1
Source: RefSeq, a predicted model, not a curated record
AUGUUCUAAACUCAGAAUAAAACAGGAAGUGCUUGCGGCUUCACUAAUGGAGGAACUGCAUGUGCAGCUCCAGCUGAUAAUGCUGCUUCAUGCACACUUGUAACAUCUGAUAUAGCUGCUGAUGCGGAUUGCGCCUUAAGAACAAUAUUAGGAUGCAAGAAACACGCUACUAAUAAUGCUUGUAUUGCAAAUGAUGCAUGUACUGAUGUUACACCUACUGGAACUACAGAUGAUGCGAAGACCACGAGUUGCUAAGCUAAUAUUGGUCCUGAUUCUAAAUAUUGUACAUUUACAUCUGGUGAUGCAAAGUGUGUAGCUGCUUAAAGUGCAUGUUCAGGUUAUUCAAGUCUUCCAAGCGAUGAUACUAAAUUAGCCUUUUGCCAAUUAAAAAUUAAUGAGAAAGGAUAAAGAUGUACAUGGGUUACCCCUGCCACAGCUUGCUCAGAUCCUUCAGGAUAAUUAGAAUUUUGUUAAGCCAGGAUUAAAUCAGAUGGUUUAAGAUGUUCAUGGGUUAGCGGUACUACAUGUACAGAUGCUCAGGCUGCUUGA